AUGAUCCUCGCUCACAACGUUCCACGCUCUGAGGACACGGUUCCUCACUUUGAGGGCAAGGUUCCUCACACUAAGGACAAGGUUCCUCACUCUGAAAACAAGGUUCCUCACUCUGAGGACAAGGUUCCUCACUCUGAGGACAAGGUAAAUCACUCUGAGGUCCACUCUGAGGACAAGAUUCCUCACUCUGAAUGCAGGUUCCUCACUCUGAAGACAAGGUUCAUCACUCUGAGGACGAUGCUCUUCACUCUGAGGACAGGGUUCUUUACAAUGAGGACAAGGGUCCGCACCCUGACAACAAGGUUCCUCACUCCGAGCACAAGGUUCCUCACUCUGAGGACAAGGUAAAUCACUCUGAGGACAAGGUAAAUCACUCUGAGGUCAGUUUCCUAACUCUGAGGACAAGGUUCCCCACUCUGAGGACAAGGUUCCUCACUCUGAGGAAAAGGUUCCUCACACUGAGGACAAGGCUCCUCACACUGAGGACAUGGUUCCUCACUCAGGGGACAAGGUUCCUCACUCUGAGGACAAGGUUCCCCUCUCUGAGGACAAGAUUCCUCACUCUGAAUGCAGGUUCCUCACUCUGAAGACAAGGUUCAUCACUCUGAGGACGAUGCUCUUCACUCUGAGGACAGGGUUCUUCACAAUGAGGACAAGACAAGGACGACAAGGUUCUUCACUCUGAUGAAAAGGUUCCUCACGGAUCCUCACUCUGAGGACAAGGUUCCUCACUCUGAGGACAAGGUUCUCCACUCUGAGGAAAAGGUUCCUCGCUCUGAGGAGAAGGUUCCGCAUUCUGAAGGCAAAUUCCUCACACUGAGGACAAGUUUCCUCGUUCUGAGGACAAGUUUCCUCACUCUGAGGACAAGGUUCCUCGCACUGAGGACAAGGUACCUCAACCUGAGGACGAGGUUCCUCACACUGAGGACAAGGUUCCUCACUCUGAGGACAAGGUUCUUCACUCUGAGGACAAGGUGCCUCGCUAUGAGGACAAGGUUCCGCUCUCUGAAAGCAGGUUCCUCAAACUGAGGACAA
This is a messenger RNA of Paramuricea clavata, 1035 nucleotides long. The record is from the annotation of a GenBank genome assembly. NCBI's taxonomy places the organism in Eukaryota, Metazoa, Cnidaria, Anthozoa, Malacalcyonacea, Plexauridae.